CUGAGUUCCAAGGCAUCAAAUUUCAGAUUUCAGAGAGAUGGUAUUGCGAUUUUUUCGAAAUUAGUGCAUUUAUUUGUGUUUCUAAAUUAUUGACAAUGGCUGACCCUGUUUCUUUAAGCUUACCGGCUUUGUCAUCAACAAAUAGUUUAGUAAGAUAUAAGGGAAUUCCUAGAAGAUACGAGGAAACAAGACCAGUCUUUAUCCAAGGAAACACUCAUCGAAAGAUUAUAGGUCUUGGACGAGAUUUGGAGAAAAGAGUACAGGAAAAAUAUGAACAAGAGAAACAGAAGGCAAUCAGGGAUGCUGAACAAGCAGUGUGGGCAGAAGCUGAGCAACGAAAGGCAGCAGCACUGCUGAAGGCAAGAGAGGACUCCUCAAUAGACCUGGAGAGGGCGGUCAAGAAAAUUAACAGACAACAUGAAAAGGCAUUGAAGGAAGAGGCUCUAAGGGUUGAGAUGGCAAUGCAGAAAUUGGCAAUUGAACAAGUCAAGCAGGAACGAGCCGAGGCUGAGGAGCGUCUAAAGGAGGCAGUGAAGAAAACAGAAGCUCGCUGCCAUCAAGAGCUGGUAGAGGCCGUGUUAAAGGCUCGCGAGGAGGAAAAAAAGAUAGCAGAGGAGGAGGCUAAAAAAGUUGCCAAGGCAGCACAGGAAAAAUUUGAGAAGGCAGUCCAGGUAGCUGCAGAAGAGAAGAAAAAGGCACUAAAAGAACUAGAAGAGAGGAAGGACAAAGAGAGGGUGAAGGCAGUGGCUGAAAUGGAGGUGGCCCAGAAAAAGAUCGCAGCCGAACAACUGGAAAAAUUAAAGAAGGAGUAUGAGCAGAUUAAUGCUAGACUUAAAGAGGAAAUCAAAGGAAAACUGGACAUUAUAGACAAACUAAAUCUCCAGGUACUCUGUAUAGAAAAGGCCAAGAAAAAUGUGGAGGAGGUAUUACACGAUACCAAAACUGAUUUCCAAGACUUCAUUGAUAGAUUGCCAGACUCCAUUAAAGGCCAAGUGGGGUACAUGGUACGACCUAUAUACAUUGAUGAGAUUGGUCGGGUGCCUACCAUUGUGUAAGAGCUGAA
Saccostrea echinata is the source of this 1063-nucleotide messenger RNA. RefSeq lists its product as uncharacterized. NCBI's taxonomy places the organism in Eukaryota, Metazoa, Mollusca, Bivalvia, Ostreida, Ostreidae. The transcript is spliced from 4 exons. Bases 96 to 1055 code for a protein of 319 amino acids. The record is from RefSeq and is a predicted model, not a curated record.